Lizanozyma spartinae is the source of this 3339-nucleotide messenger RNA. It is a transcript of the gene SMC5, whose product is annotated as DNA repair ATPase. Gene Ontology annotation, biological process: double-strand break repair via homologous recombination. Lineage: Eukaryota; Fungi; Ascomycota; Pichiomycetes; Serinales; Debaryomycetaceae. The coding region runs from base 1 to 3339 and encodes 1112 amino acids. The record is from RefSeq and is a predicted model, not a curated record. Gene Ontology annotation, molecular function: ATP binding; ATP hydrolysis activity. The transcript has a single exon. Gene Ontology annotation, cellular component: Smc5-Smc6 complex.
AUGGAAAUAUUGGGAGACUUGAGGAGUUACGUCGAUUCAGACAUCCCCAAUGGUAUUGAAGGUAAUGGCCAUGCUCAUGCACUUAAUGGACACGUAUCUAAUGGUAAAAGAAAGUUAUCUAAUCUGGAUGUCUCAUCAGCAUUCAUUACUAAACGAAAGCGAACAACAUCAUCUGGGUUUGAACAAUAUAAAGCUGGUCUGAUAAUCAAAGUGAUUAUUACUGAUUUCACCACUUAUUCUUACGGAGAAUUCAAAUUAGGACCUCGAUUGAAUAUGAUUGUGGGACCCAAUGGGACUGGCAAAAGUACUCUUGUUGCUGCCAUAUGUUUAGGGUUAGGAGGGAAAUUAGAGCUUAUUAAGAGAAAGACCAUGAAAUCGAUGAUCCGUAAUGGGAAGACACGCGGUACGAUUGAAAUCACUUUGAAAGCGGCCAAUGAUAACGAUUCAGUGGUAACUAUUAAGAGAAGUUUCACUGAGAAAGAUUCAGAAUACACGAUAAAUGGUGAAUUACAAUCAGAAACUAAAGUUCGUCAACUUGUUAAGAGUUUGAACGUUCAAUUAGAUAAUCUUUGUCAUUUUCUACCGCAGGAGCGUGUUGCUGAAUUUGCAACGUUAUCUGCUGAUAAGCUUUUAAGAGAAACUGAACGAACAAUGAAGAAUGGGGAAUUGCUUCAAAUGCAUGAGAAUUUAAUUCGUAUUGAUACUCAAGUUAGAGAAUUAUCUAAAGAAAUAGACGAAGAUAAAGCCAAAUUAUUGAAAUUAAAGGAAGAAGGAGAAGCAUUACAAGAAGAAGCCAAAAAGUAUACGGAUUUCCAAGAGAAAACUAAAGAACUUGAAGUGCAUAAACUUUUAAUUCCCUAUGCCAUUUUACAAGAUAUGAAGAAGACCAGUAAAGAACUCAAACAGAGGAAAAAGGAUGCUCAAAAUAAAUUAAAUCAAUUUGGAACUUCUGCAAUUGGACCAAUAAUAGAACAAGAAGAUACACUUAAAUCUGCAAAACUGGAACAUUUUAAAGCCUUAACCAAACAGCAAACGAAGUUAGAAGCUUUGAAUCAGUCCUUGAUUAAGCUAAGUUCUGAAGAAUCUGAUUACGAUAAAAGAUUAGUUGAGUUAGAGGAAAGGAAAGUGGAGUUACAAAGUCGUGGGCAGAGUGCUGCCAAAAGACUUGUUGAAGUGAAAAGACAAAGAGAUGAUUGCAAAUCAAAACUCGAAAGUCUUGAAGAAAUAGAUCCAAACAAACGUACUCAGUUACGAGAAGAAAUUAAUAAAAGAGACUUGGAAUUAACAGAUAUAGAGGCCCAAUUAAACUCCUUACGAUUUGAAAAGCAGGAACCACAGAAAACUUUAAAGUCAGUGGGGAUUGAAUUGACCAAAUUACAGAACCAAUUACAUUCUAAAGAUAGACUACCCCAGCUUGCACAUUCAAAACUUAGAGCAUGUUAUCAAGUGCAUUCUAAAUUAAGACAAAUUUCAAAUAAAAAUUGGAAUUAUUAUGAAGCACCUAUAUUAUCUUGUCAAGUUUCAAGUAAACUUUAUGCACGAUAUAUUGAAAAAGUUGUUGAUAAUAAUUCAUUACAAGCCGUUGUUUUUGAUAAUUCUUUGGACUUUGAGAAGGGAUCUUCAAUGAUUCAACGUAUUAGUAAUUUCCCUCGAAGGUUAGUGGGGAAAGUAUCGUCUCUGAAUCAAACAGCAGCAUUGCCGUCAUUAGAAAUGGUUAAAAAUUUUGGAUUUGAUGGUUAUUUAUCUGAUUUCAUUAAUGGACCAGAACCUGUUAUUCGAAUGCUUAAAGAGAAUGCCAAAUUAGACCAAAUACCGGCCACGACCAAAAAGUUAUCAGAAGCUCAAUUAAAUAGGUUGACAGAACCAGAUGUCAAUGGUAAGAUUCCAUUUAUGAAAUUCAUAACUGGAGAUACGUUGUACACCAUGAAGAGAUCAUUUUAUGGUAGAAGACAGUUAUUUUAUACUACUGAAGUCAUUCCAUCCAAGGCCGAUUUGUUGCAACCAGGUAUUAGUGAUGACGUGAGAGAUAGAAUCAACAGACAAAUUGAACUGUUAACAAGAAGGAAAGACGAAGCCAAUGAUGCUAUCAAAGAGGUUUCAACUAGAAUGCAAUCAUUAGAACAAGAAUUGCUGAUGACCAAAAAAGAUAGAGAUCAAUUGAGAAUAGAAGAAGAAAGUGUUCAACAAUUAAUUAGAAAAAGGAACACUUUAAGUUCUCGGAUCAAAAUAUUGGAGGAAGAAAUAGAUAAGCUAAAGGAGCAAGCAGAAAGCUCUGAUCUUGAACAAAUAAAGAUCGUUAAUAAUAAGAUUGUCCAGUCAAAAAUCAAACUUCAACGGAAACGAUUGGAGAAAGCCAAUAUCACGAAGCAAGUGAUGGAAGAAGGUAUUUCGGUACAUCGGUCGAGAUUAUUGCUUUAUAAAUUUGAGAAUCAAAUUGAAGCCUUACAACAAAUGAGAGUUGAAGUUGAAAAAUUAAAAGUUGACUUACAACAUGAAUAUGAUGAAGCCAAAAGGAAGUUUGAUAGUUUAGGAAUGAAAGAGAAGAUUGCUGAAAUUCGAAAGGAAAGAGAAUCAUACACUGAGGAGCAACUUCAAAGAAUUGAUGAAUUGGCUCAACAAUAUGUGGCGAAUCAAACAUUAACUGAAAAUUAUUUACGUGAUCGAAUCAAAACUUUUGAAGAUCAACGAAGACUUUUAUCCACUGCGGAUCAAAAUUCUAUUAGAACUUUAAAGGAGAAGCUUCGAGAGAUUGAAUUAUUGAAUAGAAGUAUACCUGCCAAACAAAGUGCAGAAACCGAAUUAAAGGAUCAAAUCAGUUUGAUACGAAAUCAAUGGGAACCUCAAUUGGAAGAAUUAGUCAAUGGGAUAUCACUAGCAUUCAAUGAAAGGUUCACCAAAGUAGCCAUUGAUGGGAAAGUUGUGUUAACUAAAGAAGACAAAUAUAAGGAUUGGUCAUUGGACAUUUUGGUUAGAUUUCGGCAAGAAGCCGAUUUGAAACGUUUAGAUAAUCGAUCUCAAUCUGGAGGUGAAAGAGCCAUAUCUACAAUCAUAUUUAUGAUGUCGCUUCAUGGAUUAACUGAUGCUCCCUUUAGAAUAGUUGACGAGAUUAAUCAAGGUAUGGAUGCCAAUAAUGAAAGAAUGGCCCAUAAGUUCUUGGUGGAAACGUGUUCAGGAGCGAUUAGUUCUCAAUAUAUUCUUGUUACUCCUAAACUAUUGACCAAUCUUUAUUAUGAUGAAGAUAUGAGAGUCCAUUGCGUUUACAGUGGUAAGUUUCUCCAACCACCGGAAAGGCAUUCAAGUACAAUAGACUUUAUGGAUUUUGCCAACUGGAAAAUAUAG